Molecule: messenger RNA, 1962 nt
Organism: Miscanthus lutarioriparius
Lineage: Eukaryota; Viridiplantae; Streptophyta; Magnoliopsida; Poales; Poaceae
Source: the annotation of a GenBank genome assembly
AUGGCAUCGAUGAAGUUUGAUCUACCGCUGCUGGAUUACAAGACGAGAUUUGCACUGUGGCAAGUCAAGAUGCGGACGAUUUUGGCACAAUCUUCAGAUCUUGAUGAGGCGUUGGAUGGUUUCGGAGGAAAAGGGCAGAAGUCAUGGACCGCUGAAGAUAAGCGGAGGGAUCAACUUUGGCUCAAGCUAGAAUCGAUCUGCAUGUCCAAGGAUCUAACCGGUAAGAUGCACGUGAAGAUGAAGUUGUUUACGCACAAGCUGCAAGAAGGUGGUUUGGUGAUGAACCACUUAUCGAUCUUUAAGGAGAUCGUUGCCGACCUAGUGUCGAUGGAGGUAAAAUAUGAUGAUGAAGAUUUAGCUCUUCUACUGUUAUGCUCACUGCCUACUUCGUUUGCAAAUUUCCAAGAUACCAUACUAUUAAGCCGUGAUGAACUAACGCUUGCGGAAGUAUAUGAGGCCCUCCAGACGAGGGAGAAGAUGAAAGGUAUGGUUCAGUCUGACGUGUCAUCCUCCAAGGGCGAAGUGUUGCAGGUUAGAGGCAGUCCCGAGCAGAAAACCUACAACAACAACAAUAAUCGAGACAAGAGCAAGAACAGUAAAGGUCGUUUCAAGUCUAGAGGCAGGGAUAAGUUCUGCAUGUAUUGUAAGAAAGAUAUUCAUGUCAUUGAGGAUUGUUGGAAGCUGCAGAAUAAGGAGAAAAAAAUGGCCUCUGUUGUCUCCGUUGUUGAUACUUUUAAUUCAGGAGACGUUCUUGUUGUCUUUGCUAGUUGUGUUGCUGGUCGUGAUGAAUGGAUACUUGAUUCUGCAUGCUCAUUUCAUAUAUGCUCUAACAGAGAUGGGAUCGGUUCUUACGAGUCUAUGCAGAGUGAAGAUGUCGUGCGUAUGGGAGAUAACAACCCACGUGAGAUCGUGGGCAUUGGCUCCGUUCAGAUCAAGAUGCAUGAUGGCAUGAUACGCACACUGAAAGAUGUGAGACACAUACCAGGGAUGGCCAGAAAUCUCAUCUCCCUCAGCACACUUGAUGUCGAGGGGUACAAACACUCCGGUUCAGGUGGAGUGUAUAAGGUAUCAAAAGGCUCCCUCAUUCAUAUGAUAGGUGAUAUGAAUUCUGCAAAGUUAUAUGUUCUUAGAGGAAGUACUUUACAUGAUUCCGUCACUGCUGCUACUGUUUCUAAUGAUGAACCAAGUAAAACUAAUCUCUGGCAUAUGCGUCUUGGGCAUAUGAGUGAACUUGGUAUGGCAGAAUUAAUCAAGAGAGACAUGUUGGAUGGCUGCACUGUGGGUAAGAUGAAGUUAUGUGAGCACUGUGUUUUUGGCAAGCACAAGAGGGUAAAAUUCAAUGCAUCUGUUCAUACCACCAAAGGUACACUUGAUUAUGUACAUGCUGAUUUGUGGGGGCUGUCUCGUAAGCCCUCUUAUGGUGGUGCUCGUUACAUGCUUACCAUUAUUGAUGAUUACUCUAGAAAAGUGUGGUCUUACUUUCUGAAAAAUAAAGAUGAUACUUUUGCUGUUUUUAAAGAGUGGAAAGUUAUGAUAGAAAGGCAAACUGAAAAGAAGCACUCACCUGCUAUUUUGCAGCCUCAAAAUCAGUCUACUACAGAUCACAAAACAAAGAGGAGUUGUGGACCUCGUCCACGUUUAAUUGAGGAAUGUGAUAUUGUUCAUUAUGCCUUUAGUUGUGCUGAACAGGUUGAGAACAUUAAUGAGCCGGCUACGUACACUGAAGCUGUUGUUUCUGGUGACCGCGAGAAGUGGAUUUCUGCUAUGCAAGAAGAGAUACAGUCACUUAAGAAAAAUGACACAUGGGAUGUUGUGCGCUUGCCUAAACACAAGAAGGUCGUUCGUUGCAAAUGGAUCUUCAAAAGAAAGAAGGGUUUGUCUUAUAAUUUUACUGCUGAUUUGGAUAAGAGGAGAUCUCUCAUAGGUUAUGUGUUCACUAUUGGUGGUUGUGCUGUGAGUUAG